Rhodotorula graminis WP1 is the source of this 902-nucleotide messenger RNA. RefSeq lists its product as uncharacterized. Lineage: Eukaryota; Fungi; Basidiomycota; Microbotryomycetes; Sporidiobolales; Sporidiobolaceae. The record is from RefSeq and is a predicted model, not a curated record. Gene Ontology annotation, cellular component: proteasome core complex; proteasome core complex, alpha-subunit complex; nucleus. Bases 1 to 852 code for a protein of 283 amino acids. The transcript has 7 exons. Gene Ontology annotation, biological process: ubiquitin-dependent protein catabolic process.
AUGUCGCGCUACGACACGGCACUCACCACCUUUGCGCCCGACGGCCACCUCUUCCAGGUUGACUACGCCCUCGAGGCCGUCCGGAAAGGCACCUGCGCGGUCGGCGUCCGCGGCAAGGACUGCGUCGUCCUCGCGGUCGAGAAGAAGAGCGUCCUCCAGCUGCAGGACCCGCGCACGGUGCGCAAGACGGCCAUGCUCGACGACCACAUCUGCCUCGGCUUUGCCGGCCUCACCGCCGACGCCCGCAUCCUGAUCGACCGCGCGCGCAUCGAGUGCCAGUCGCACCGCCUGACAGUCGAGGACCCGGUCACGGUCGAGUACAUCACGCGCCACAUCGCCGGCAUCCAGCAGAAGUACACGCAGUCCGGAGGUGUGCGUCCGUUCGGCAUCUCGUGCCUCAUCAUCGGCUUCGACCACGACGACCCUCGCCCUCGCCUGUACCUCACCGAGCCCAGCGGCAUCUUUUCGGCAUGGAAGGCGAACGCGGUCGGUCGCUCGUCCAAGACGGUGCGCGAGUUCCUGGAGAAGCAGUACAAGGCCGACCUCUCGACCGACGAGACGAUCCAGCUCGCCGUCAAGGCCCUCCUCGAGGUCGUCCCGACCGGCGCGGCAAACAUCGACUUGGCGGUCAUGGACGGGUUCGGGAGCGUGCGGAACCUCACGGCCGACGAGCUGACGGCGGUCGUCAAGAAGAUCGAGGAGGACAAGGAGGCCGAGGCUGAGCGCAAGCGCUCUCGCCUCGCGCAGGCGGCGGCGUCGCGCGACGCCAUCUUCACCGGCGACGGCGCGGCGCCGAGCGGUGGUGCGGGCGCGGCGGCGGCAGAGGAGGAGGCUGGUGCGGGUGCGGUCUAGAUUGGCGAGGUGCUCGCUCGACCGAGUGGAACGCAGAGAUGUACAGCCUC